AUGGCACAAUCUAACUCCCUGUUAGACACGCUGAGGUCCGUGAGCCGAGUCGACUUUGCCAAAGAGCUGGGUCCCUUUGUCGAUCACACCUCCAACCAGGCAAUCGCCUAUGGCGAGCUCACCAAGACCACCGCAGAUGGCAAGCUAUACCACGAGCAACUCAUCCGGGACUCCGUACAGGAUGCUCAGGGCUGGGCUCACGCGGCCUGGCCAGACAUUGACCCGAUUCUUCUCGCAGUCGAGAUCAUGAUGGUCAGACUAUCACUCAAGUUCAUCCCGUAUUUGACAGGAUAUUUCCACAUUCAGACCAACACAGACUGGUCCUAUUCGGUCGAGAAAACUGUCAAGAAUGCCGAAAGAAUUGUUGAGACCUUCAAGAAGGUGGAGCCCACAUUCGACGUGAACCGUGUCUGUAUCAAGAUUCCGUCCACCUACGAGGGCAUUGCUGCUUGCAGGAUCCUCGAGAAUAAGGGAAUUGCAACAUUGGCGACGACCAUGUUUUGCAUGGAGCAAGCGGCCCUGGCUGCCCAUGCCGGCUGCACCUACAUUGCGCCGUAUGUGAACGAACUAAAGGUUCACUUCGUCCCAGGUUAUGUGGACGAGAACAAGGCUUUCAACUUCUGCAGACAGGCGCAGGCUUACUAUGUCGAGACAAAGGCCAAGACCCAGGUCCUGGCAGCUAGUCUGACCACCGUUCCUGAGGUGAUGCAGUUGGCCGGCAUUCAGCACGUCACCGUCUCGCCGCCGCUCCUCCGGGCUCUUGCGGCAGCGCCGUCCUCAACUUGGACGGAGAAGGUCGGUGGCUAUUUCGCAGACGGGCCAGACGAGCGCUGGAUCAAGGACUUCCAGGCUGCCUUGAUAGACGAGAGCGAGUGGCGAUUUGCUUUUACUCGUAGCGGCAACGGCAGGUAUGAGGAGAAGCUUAUCCAGGCCAUCAAUAUCUUCUCCGAGAAGCAACAGAGCCUAGAGGAGCUGGCGCGAAGCUAUCUAUAG
Colletotrichum abscissum is the source of this 993-nucleotide messenger RNA. RefSeq names its product transaldolase. Gene Ontology annotation, molecular function: transaldolase activity. Gene Ontology annotation, biological process: carbohydrate metabolic process; pentose-phosphate shunt, non-oxidative branch. The record is from RefSeq and is a predicted model, not a curated record. Gene Ontology annotation, cellular component: intracellular anatomical structure. Bases 1 to 993 code for a protein of 330 amino acids. The transcript is spliced from 5 exons. NCBI's taxonomy places the organism in Eukaryota, Fungi, Ascomycota, Sordariomycetes, Glomerellales, Glomerellaceae.